AUGAUUUUUGUUCGAUAUCUUGGAUUAAACAUAACUUUUGUUACUCUCAAAGAUGAUGAACAAUUUUUUGUAAGAAAAUUAUGGGUAAUUCAUACAUUAGAACUAGCCCAUGGAUAUACGAGCGGAGGGAUACAUAGAAUUAGAGAAAUUGUCUUUCAAAAAGAAGAUUACAAAAAAAUUAAACCAGAAAGAUAUGUUGUUGCAAAUAGGCCACGAAGAUCUGGUAGAUUUAUAUAUGAGGUACGUACUCUUGUUAAAUCUCUCAAUGAGAAUACAAUUAUUGAGAAAGGUUGCAAAUGGAUAAGAGACGACAAUUUUUAUGGAAUAUCUUUGAUGAGAAUCGUAAAAUUUUGGAUGUCACUAAAGAUAUUAGUAACUGUUCAAGGUUCUGGAAUCUACAAUGCAAUUUUCAUGCAUGAAAAAACAGGAAUGGUUUUGUUAUUUUCAUCGAGUGCUGAUGGACCAAACGUACAAUUAUGUAACCAUCUUCAUAUCUUCAUGAUUGGAGUCGUUCAUCCAGAUCGAGACAUUAUUUCGAGAAAACCUCAACUAACCAAUUAUACAGAUAUGAUAAAGUAUACUCAGAGGGUUGUUGAUGCAGUCAAUCAUGGCUCUUGGACAAAUCUUGAAGGUUUGAAAAGAUUUUUAGACCCAUCAUAUCCUAUUGCUAAUAUUACAGAAUUUAUAUUAACAUAUAACGACUAUAUAAGGCAUUGGUGA
Molecule: messenger RNA, 720 nt
Organism: Trichomonas vaginalis G3
Lineage: Eukaryota; Parabasalia; Trichomonadida; Trichomonadidae
Product: glycosyltransferase family
Exons: 1
Coding region: 1-720 (239 amino acids)
Molecular function (GO): glycosyltransferase activity
Source: RefSeq, a predicted model, not a curated record